CUAUUUUACAAAUGUAUAAUCUAUGGUUGCAAAGAAAUAAAAUAAUAGUAAAUAAAAAUAUGGCACCGAAGCUGAAGUUUGCUGAUGGUGAAAAAGUGUUGUGUUUUCAUGGACCCCUGAUUUACGAGGCAAAAUGUCUCAAAAGUUCGGUUACGAAAGAUAAGCAUGUCCGAUAUCUCAUCCAUUACGCUGGUUGGAACAAGAAUUGGGAUGAGUGGGUUCCCGAGAGUCGAGUCCUCAAAUACAACGAAGCCAACGUGCAGAGACAGAAGGAGGUACAGAGGGCACACUCGGCACAACCGACGAAGACUAAAAAAACUCCUGCUAAAGGUAGGAAGUCAGAAGCAGCUGCGAGUGCCACCCCAGCUAGGGAAGAGUCCAGAGCAUCAACGCCUGCUGGCAAAGAGCCAGAAGUGACUACUCCUGCACCAGCCAAGGCCACAAAGACUCAGAGCAAAGAUACACCAGCCGACUCUGGCUCUGAUCAACCCAAGAAGAAGCGAGGCCGGUUAGAUCUGUCAAUCGAAUCUGAAGAGCAAUAUCUAGCUAAGAUUGAAGUGAAGAUUAAAAUACCCGAGGAACUCAAAGUAUGGCUCGUAGACGACUGGGACGUCAUCACAAGGCAACAGAAACUCGCCAUACUGCCUGCUAAGCUCACCGUGGCACAGAUCGUCGACAACUACCUAGCCUUCAAGAAGUCGAGCAAGUCCCACAAUCCGUCUAAGGAAUCAGUAUUAGUUGAUAUAACCGGAGGCAUUAAAGAAUACUUUAACUCAACGCUCGGGUCACAACUCCUAUAUAAGUUCGAGCGACCGCAGUACAGCGAGAUUUUGCAUGAAUACCCAGACACGCCGAUGUCUCAAAUAUACGGCUCCAUACAUUUAUUAAGGCUUUUCGCUAAAAUGGGCCCGAUGCUUGCUUACACAGCAUUAGACGAGAAGUCUUUACAACUCGUGUUGACCUACAUACAAGAUUUCCUAAAGUAUAUGGUCACCAAUAGAUCCACAUUGUUUAAUUUGCAAGACUACGGUAACGCGACGCCUGAAUAUCACAGGAAAAUUCAAUAGAAUUAUUUUAAGUUGACUGUUUGAAUAAAUGACUUUAAUUAUU
Messenger RNA from Trichoplusia ni (cabbage looper), 1110 nucleotides. It is a transcript of the gene MRG15, whose product is annotated as mortality factor 4-like protein 1. The record is from RefSeq and is a predicted model, not a curated record. Gene Ontology annotation, biological process: regulation of DNA-templated transcription; chromatin organization. The transcript is spliced from 6 exons. Gene Ontology annotation, cellular component: NuA4 histone acetyltransferase complex; nucleus. Lineage: Eukaryota; Metazoa; Arthropoda; Insecta; Lepidoptera; Noctuidae. The coding region runs from base 12 to 1067 and encodes 351 amino acids.